Pestalotiopsis fici W106-1 is the source of this 408-nucleotide messenger RNA. RefSeq lists its product as uncharacterized. The transcript has a single exon. The record is from RefSeq and is a predicted model, not a curated record. The coding region runs from base 1 to 408 and encodes 135 amino acids. NCBI's taxonomy places the organism in Eukaryota, Fungi, Ascomycota, Sordariomycetes, Amphisphaeriales, Sporocadaceae.
AUGACAACGCCGCGAAUCACCACCAUUCUACCCUGUUCUGACAUGGCCUCUGCCAUCAAGUUUUUCGUUCGUUUAGGCUUUACAGCUCCAACUCAGGCCCAACUCAGUGAAUGGGACCAGUAUCUUGGCCUGUCUCACCCCAACGGAUCCGAUAUCCAUCUCCGCGAACUUGGACCAGAAGAGGAAGGCUGGGUGGUGCCAACUAGGAACUCAUUUGGAAUUUAUGUGUAUUCUGAAGACGUCGAGGCCUUGGGUGUCGAGUUUGCCGACGAAAUCAUCGAGGCGGGAAAGAAACCCGAGGUGAAGGAAUGGGGUCUGCUGGAGUUUAGUGUGAAUGGGCCCGAUGGAUGCCUAGUCCGCGUGGGGUGGCCAGCGGAUGAAAUUGAAAAGAAGAACACAACAAGCUGA